Cuscuta campestris is the source of this 1070-nucleotide messenger RNA. The record is from the annotation of a GenBank genome assembly. Lineage: Eukaryota; Viridiplantae; Streptophyta; Magnoliopsida; Solanales; Convolvulaceae.
GUAUGUUUUUCCCCUUCCUCAUAGACUCAUCUGGCUCAGUUUUUCUUGAAUCCCCCCCCCCUCUUAAUGUGCUGUUAUUGUGGUAGACCUUUAUCUCUUCACAUCUAAAGCCCAAAAGCUGUAAAUCUCCCAUCCCUCUCUUUUCCUUUCUGAUUUGGUUUUCUUUAUUUCUCACUCAAAUCAAUACCGCUCUUCACUCACAGAAUACUCACUUCUGCUCCUGUUGAUGCUUAAAUGCAAAAUAAGCAUUCUGAUGAUUGAGAUUUCACUGGUUUUACCCAUAGUUUGAGUCUUUGAGAUAUUUGCGUUGGUUUAAGAUUUCGAACUCUUUGUUCAGGGCCAGGACUCGUGUGAAUAGAAUUUCUGGAUCUGCACUAUGGGUAGAGGAAAGGGAAAGAAACUGUCUGCGCGUGAGGAUCUCGGAAGUGGUGAAGAAGAGAAGAUAACGCCGGCCAGAAGAAGAGGAAGGCCACAGAAACCUUCCAAGGAUUUAACAGAGGGAAAAGAUGAAGUUGAGAAGGAUGUUGAAGAUGAAGGGGAGGGUGACGAUAAGAAAAACAACAUCUUGAGCAAAGACACCAAGAAUCAAGCUGCUGAGAAUGGGAAGAAGAGGAAACGGUCAUCUCCAAUGAAGGACAAUGGGGACUCUACCGAAGAGGAAAAAGGUUUGGGGAUUCAAACCAGCACUGAUGACUUGAUAAAGUCUGUAGGGUUCAGACAAAAUGGGAGCCGAAGGAAAAGCAAGCCUAGACGGGCAGCUGAAGUUGGCGUUGAAUGCAGAUGAACUUUCGGUUGGCUGUCCAUAGAUGAGACUCUAUGUUUGGUUGCAUAUGCCUUUCUGCAUUCCUUUCUCUCUUAUAUCCCCCGUUUUGAAAAUCCCAAUUUAGAAGAGCUUUGAAAGGGUUGGUUUUUGUAAAAAAAAUUCAAUCUUUAAGUACUCUUCCUAAAUUUAUUGUUGGUAGAUUCUCUGCUAGCUUUCUUCAUGGGUUAUGCAUAGUGUUAUCAAAACUAUAUUCUUAUAUUUCUCUGAUUUACCUCCCAAGAACUUCACAUAAAUUUUUUGGCCAUGA